GUUUCGUCGAAGUUGGUUCGUUCGUUUGGUGAAGUCACGUCGCGGUUCGUUGAGGUGGGGGAAAAACAAUCUGUUGAUCAUACACAGUCAGUCUAACGUUAGACACGUGUGGAAAUUCCCUUGGGGGAGGGUUGGUGGUUUUGCAGACCAGUAGUGCAGUGUUAUUGAUUAAACUUGACGUGUUGUGGACAAGCGAAGGUUUCAAGAGUUGUUCCCACGUCGUACCUUUGGAUUGAAAAGGUGUGUCUCUAGCAACGAAAGAAACCGCCGCUGGCAGUAAUUUGGAGUUUGUAAAGGAGUAGCCAAUUUGGCCCUUUGAUUGCGCCCACCGAGCUCAACAACCUCAACAACAUGUAACCAACUCAGCGCUGAGUACUUCACUCGCUAGUCUGCAGCGAACGGUGAUGACGGAAUGACCUACGACCACCGAAUUGCCUCCGAAUUACAAUCGAAAGUUAGUGUUAAAUUGCGUUAGUUGGGAAGGCAUCGCCUGCCGAAAGUGAAAGAGAAGAGUUACAUGCCAAGUGUGCUUGCAAUGAGUUAAUCAAGCGACAACCCCCGGUGGUACAGUGAAUGGCAGUGAGUGAAUCACAAUGAGCAACGUGACAAGCGAGUCGAAAAAGACGCCGACGAAUCGGAAAUUCGCCGUCGACUGUGGUGUUAAAAAUUUCAAUUCGAAACGGCGACGACGGACCUCAGUGGAUAGCAGCGUGGGAAUGCUACCUCCGAAGCGGCUCCGGUGGAAGAACCGCUGGAAGAUUCGACUGCUGGCGGGUCCAGUAGCAGUAGCGGCAGUGAUACUAGUGUUGUUCGGUGUGACUCACGGUCAGGAGUUUGCCGGCGAAAGCCAUCCGGAUCGUGACUUUGAGCAUAUCGCGACAGCUGAAAGCAAGGAAAUCAUUACGAAUCACAUCUCGACGAGUGAAAACGGGGGCGUUGGCGAUGAUGUGCGGUAUCAGUACGAGAACGUCCCCGCUGACCCGGCCGGGGGUCACUUUACGGAGAUCUCCGGCGAUGUGGUGCUUGGCGAGAAGAUCCUGCGCGCGUCCGAAAGUCCGUACAUGCUGCGAACGGACUUGGAGGUCGAGCGGAAGGCCCGGUUGAUCGUGGAACCGGGCGUGACGAUCCACUUUGCGCCGAUGGUCGGAAUUACGGUUCGCGGAUCGCUGCUGGCGUUGGGAUCUCCGGACCACAAGAUUACCUUCACGUCGAUGCCCAACUCGGGCUACAAGGAUCUGGUGUCCGAUCCGAGGGAGGUGGGCGCAAGGCUGGUUGACGGGCCAAGUCCGCUGGCGGGUCGGCUGCAGCUGCUGAACCGGGGCAAGUGGCGAUCGGUGUGUACCAACUCGAAGAAUUGGACCAUCGCGGACUACGAGACGACCUGUCGGCAGAUGGGAUACAAGGGAGGUCGCUUCUGGAACUGGAUGGAUCGAAUUCAGAAUUACGAGCCGCGUUUGCUGUAUGAAGAACCAAAGUGUAGUGGAACAGAAGGAUCGCUGUUUGAUUGCGCCCGCGGGAGCAUUCAGGUUGGAUCCGGAGUGUGCGACUACCAUAGCGACGUUGGAAUCCAGUGUUUGCCACUGUUUGAUAAGGUGACGCCCCACUGGAGAGGGAUUCGGUUUGAGAGUGCUGAAAGCAAGGAAACUCUCGAUCAUAACAACAUCCUCUACGACUUUAUAUCGCUGUCGGAGCUGAGGAACGUGGAGAUCAUACGAGCUGGAACUGGAAGGGGUGGAAGUGUUGAGGCAGCGAUCGCUGUGAUUGGCGUACCUCCAAUAUUGGACCGAGUAACGAUCGAUCAUUCCUCGUUCACCGGUAUUAACGUUACCAAGCACGAAGCAGCGUUCAGCUUCAAAGACGUCACUGUACGAAGGAGUAGAGGUUUCGGAAUCUUCGUCAACUCAAGUUAUGGAUCUGCACUGUUGAAUGGUGUAACUGUCAGUGAAAAUGGUGCCGAUGGUAUUCGCUACGUUGGACACGAUCUACGCCCAGAUGAACGAGUUGAUAGAAGUAAGGUGUACGAUUUCUGUACACUCACGACCACCCAGUGGCAGACGUAUCCCCUUCAGUUAUCCUUCGAGCAAUCCCAAUUCGCCCUCUCCCAAAAGAAAUGCGCACAAUCACUGACAACCGCCAACGGGUACGUCCUAACGCUGCACUUUGUCUACUUUGAAAUGACGCGCAAUGAAAGCGCCACGAUCCAGAUCUUCGACGGCAUGUCCGAGAACGAUCGCCUCCUAGCGAGCUGGAACAUCCGCAACUCCACCCGGCCCCAAAGUAUCACCAGCACCCGGGAAAAGAUGUUCAUCAAGUUCGAAGCCGAACCGCGAAGUCGCGUUCUGGCGCAAUUUCGAGUAAUCUCCGGCGUAACGAAGGCCUACGACCUCAACGUAACCCAGUCCACGAUCGAAGACAACGGAGGUCGCGGUAUUGCCAUCGACAACCUGCGCUCGCAGGUUCACGUUCACGCCUCGACGAUCGCAAACAAUAGGCACGUCGCAGGUCUGCACGUCACCAGUGGGGCCGGAGAUGUGAACGUUACGGAUUCGAAAAUUGCGUUCAACGUCGGAGACGGAAUCAACAUUACGUACUACGGCGGCAGUCGCAACAUUUCGCGAAGUUCAUUGAGCUCGAAUCGCGGCUAUGGGUUUGCGGUUUGGCUGAACCAAACCACCAAAGAUCGGCGCGAGUUUGUGGAGUUCAAUCAAACUACCACCAUCGAAUAUUCUAAUGUUGUGCAGAACUUGGAGAUUGGAGUGUUGCACGGCAACUACUGUGGAGACUCGUGGGUCAACAUCACCGGGAACAUGUUCAACGAUAGCACAAGCAACGCGAUCGAUAUACAAUCGUGUUGGUUCGAAACAGAGGAAAAUCGUAAACUUCAUCUACAAAUUGGACACAAUAACUUUGAGCACUCGAACAAAAUAGCAAUCGUAAUCAGCCCAAUACUAAAUCUGGAAGGAAAGAUAGAAUAUAAUCAAUUCCUCAAGGGAAAAUACGGAGCAUUACUUGCAAGGAACAAACCAUGGGAAGAGUUCCGACACCUUCCGGUUCGCCUCAUCGUCCAGCACAACCACUUCAUGUACAACAAAGGAAUCUACGUGGUUUCACUGGGACUAUCCCCAAACACCGACAGUAAAAUUCAGUGGCUCUUAUUCACUCGUAACUUUGUCAAAAACAACAAAAUCAAGGAAGCUUUCGGCCCCCUGGAAGACGAAGGCGAAGGGUUAGGCGGAGAAGGUCGCCUUAACCCAAGAUCACGCGUCGCAGCUCCAGUGGUGAUCUCAUCCAACAACGUGGACGUGUUCCGUAACAUAAUCUCCAACUACGAAUCAAGUUACGAAGUCGGUUCCCAACUGUCCGAUCAGAGCAAAGCGCUGAACGUUACCUACAACUGGCUCGGCUACCAGGACGAAGAAAAGAUCUACGAGCGGCUGUUCCAUCGAAAAGAUCGCUACGAUCUAGCAAAGAUCGAGUACUUCCCGUACCUGCUGCAUCACUCCAACCCUGGUGCGCAAACGAUCGCACAGUACGCCAAGUUUGUGCCGUUCUUCUUCAAAGACGGAAGUGACCGGAUCGGUGGAGAAGUCGACGGUCAGGAGAUUCUACCCGCGGGAAGCUACACCGUAGAACGAGACAUCAACGUGCGUCCGGGUGGCAAGCUCAUCCUGAACUCGGGAGUGACGCUGAACUUUGCUCCGAGCGUGGGGAUGAUGGUGACGGGUAAGCUGGAGGCACGCGGUCGCAAGCCGGACGAUAUUUUGUUUACGCUGAAACGGGAGGCGGUCAUGAUGGAGAACGAUACGACCGAGGCGAUCAUCAUGGAUCCUGAUAUGGCGAUGGAUAUCGAGACGGAGUCGAUCAUAGAUUUGGGCACGUCGGAGUCGUCAACUCCGAAGGUUCCAGUGCGAUUGGUUGGCGGUUUGACCGACCACGAGGGACGACUGCAAGUGUACACCGAUGGACGGUGGGGAACGGUUUGUGACUACGGAUGGACCAUGAUCAAUGCUGCAUUGGUGUGUCAUCAGCUGGGAUUGGCGUUGAAUCCGAGGGAUUGGCGGCUGCUAAGAUCGGAAGUUCCUGGAGCCGGAACGAGUGAAGAUGUGCUGCUAUCGCAUGUUCGAUGCACGGAACAUGACAUCGACAUUACUCAGUGUCGAGCAGAACGAGCCUCUCAGGGCGAAUUUGAAAAUUCUUGUAAUCAUGAGAAUGACGUUGGUGUUCGGUGCUACGAGGGAGCUUGGGCUGGACUACGAUUUGGUGUGUUGGCUGAGCGGGCUGAUCUGCAAUACGUGACAAUUGAGAAGGCUGGGUUGUUUGACUACAUGACCAACGAGUUCAAACCAGCUCUUCAAAUGGAUUUGUCUCGACAUAAUUUGGAUAGCAUAAGAGUGGUUGAAAAUCUCCAAGAUGGACUGGGAGUGAUCUAUUCGGAUAUUUACGCAGGAUCGUCAGUGAACAAUAUACGGAAUUCGGAGUUUGCAGCCAACAGGGGAAAUGGAAUCAGUAUUAAACAGUUAGGUCUUAAGAUUCAAGGCAGUAUUAUCAAAGACAAUCGGGGAUCUGGAAUCACUCACGAUUCUGUGCUGUCGGCAAUGGAGCAGCGAGAAAUCACGAGUUGGUUCAACAUGGUUCCGGACUUUAACGUGGAUGACUCGGAUUACCGACCGGUCAUGCUACCUCGGGACUCUCACAAUAUCGACAUCGACCAGUGGCAGAUAAAGCACAUAAUAACUCUCCCCGUGAAGGACGAUCCCGUUGAAAAGACCAUCACUAUUCGCUGCCAGCCAGGAUACGUGAUCGGCUUCCAGUUGCUUAAUCCAAUCGAGAAUCGUUCUACGGAAAAUAUCUGGAUCUACGAUUCGCUGGCGGGUAGCACCGCAUCGGAUGUGUGGCAAAUCAAACGAGAUAUCUCAGUUUUCCCGCUCACCACCAGCAGUUACGGUGCGAUUCUUCACUACAAAAGUGGCAGCAACGCUCUCGGCGGAGCUGUAAUCGUGUUACGAUCUAUUCAAGCACCAGUUCAAAACAUUUACAACCGAAUCGUUCGUGGUCCGGUACCAACGCUACAAAUAACAUCGACCAAAAUUCAGCGAAACUUCCGUGGCAUCACCGGAACGUACUACAAUCGAUAUCUCGGCGAACAGAGUGAGCACUACCUUCGUAAGGCCAACGAAUCCAUCAAGUUACUAAACUGCGAAAUCAGUCACAAUCGCGAAGAGGCCAUUUUCAUCAAUUCACCGUUUUGGGAUGUUCACGAGAGUAACAUUUCCGAGAUUACGAUCCACGUCAACAACAGUUUGAUCCGCGACAACGGACGAGGUAUCAGGCAAUUUUCGAAGGACCUACGAUCGUCCAACAACCUGUUCCACUACGUACUGCAGGACACUACCGUGGAGAGCAACUCGUUCGGUGGUUUGGAGCUGAGCCUGCCGUACGUGUGGCAGUACAACGAAAAUUUCACCCAUUCGGUGUUUCUCGGUAACGACACUUGGGUUCGAAACAGGCGGUUUGGAGUGGUCAUCGACGGUCACUACGCGGCUGUGAACAUUUCGUCCAACAUCUUUAUGGACAACGUGUGUGCUCACGGACUGAUCGGAUUCAAAGGAAUGGAGAAGAAGCUGCGAAUCGACAACAAUCGGAUCGUUAAAAACUCCGGAAAGUACUUGGUGGAGUUCCGGUCGGACAGCCAGAGUGAAAUUCUGGGGGAGAUUCCGGCAAUUUUCGCGUUCAAUCACAUUGAGAGUAACGAAAAGGUGACCUCGACGCGAUCGGAAAUGCGCAACUUCAUUCGGGGUGAUCGUGGAAACGCAAAAGAUCCCACGUGUGUUAUUGGGUUUGGUGGAGUGCAGAAGGUGCAGAUAUAUCGCAAUGUUAUCUCGAAUAACGAUCAGGACUACGAUCUGAUUGCUGGUAUCAAAUCGGCGCGAUUGAACAAUUAUCUGGAUGUGAGGGAGAACUGGUGGGGAUCGCAAGACGAGGAGCACAUUCGACGGAGGAUAUUCGAUUUUGACGAUUGGAACAACCAUGCUGAGGCACAGUUUCGGCCGUACCUGAUCGAGGACAGUAUCGACGGAAGUACUUCGAUUUCGAUCGGUAGAAAUAGGACCGUUGAUUUGGACAACUUGGGGGGUAAAAUAUUGGAAGAUCUUUCAAUCUACCGGCGAGAGCAACCGUACGUGAUCAAGGCGGACAUCACGAUCAUGCCCGGAGUCACGCUGAAUAUUUUCCCCGGAGUGGUGAUGGAGUUUACUCCGAAUGUAGGAAUUCUUGCGUUGGGAACACUGGUGGCACGAGGUACCCGCGAUGGAGAGAUCAUCAUGAAACCGGUCGAGAACAACUCGGAGCAGAUAAACCGCGUCGAGCGAUCGCUAGAAAAUAUGGUCAACUAUGACUCGAUUCGACUUUGCGCAAACAGAAACUGUUCCGGAAGCGAUCGAGAGAACGAUAAAAUUCGGGAAGGAUUCCUGGAGUAUUACAACCACACUACGCUUCAGUGGAUACCGAUUUGCGAUCGUCGCUUCACCGAACGUAACGCUCAGGUGGUGUGCCGCGAGUUGGGAUAUGAUCCGUUGGACGUCUUCUUCGGGCACGAUCGUCGGAUUGAGUUCCACACAAACUCGUUGACGCGGAUUUGGUCCUGGGUUGAGCCGAUGGAGUGCCACGGCGAUGAGUUGAGACUGGAGGAAUGCCCGGAACGGCUGAAUGGUCAACUGUACGGAAGACGUCACGAGUGCCAGUGGGAUUCGGACUUUGUAUUCAUAAGCUGUAAUGGAGAGCCGGAACAGCGAAACUACUGGGGAGGAGUCCGUUUUGCGAAUCAGGACUUUGAAACAAGCUUGUACGAACAUAGAAUUCACGACGCGGUUACACAUUCUACAGCCAAGCCCGUUGAGAGUGUGAUGGAAUUUGUGAAGAUCGAGCGAGCGGGUAUGCUGCACGGGGAGAAGUCUCCAGCGGUGCAGACCAUCUUCAAGAAUCCCAUGAUCAGUUUCGUGUCGAUUAAGGAGAGCGCUCACCACGCGGUGAAUCUUGUUUCACCAAGUGACGCGAUUCAUUUGAACUUCCUGAACAUUUACCGAGCACUGGGUCAGGGAAUCAACGCAAUUUCACUGACUGGAGAAGGUCGAGAGAGUCAUGAGUCCAGCUACAGUCCGUUGAAGGAUCUGGAUCUGCCGUACAACUUGUUCUCGAUGAUCGAUAUCUGCGACACCAACAAGGAGAUCACCUUGGAGGAGCGAGUGCUCGUGUACUACAAGUACGACAAUAACCCGGUAAACUGCGUCAAGAUCUUCAAGAGUGCGUACCGCGUGAAGCCGCUGGGAUUCCGGCUGCUACAGUCAAAUUUGUUCAACCACUCGAAGGAGUACGGACGACGGGACAUGAUCCAACUGCUCGACGGUGACAUUUACAACGUUUCGGCCAAGGUUAUUGGCGUGGUCGAUGCCGAUUCGGACAACCAGAAGCGACUGUUCAAGACGGAGGAACCGGCGCUGAGCGUUCGGUUGAUUGCAAGUGGUGCUCCGGCACGGCAUGGGUUCAUCGCCGAGGUUGUCACGCUACCGAUCUCCGCUCUUGGAUUCAAUCGCGAUGCACAGCACAACAUCUCCAACUCGGAAAUUCAAGAUUGCGUGGGAGGUGCCAUACUUUACGCCACGGUCGGUGAAGUUUCCCCCGUGUUGACCAUGGAGCGGAAUCGCUUCGUACGAAAUUGCCGCCAGCUGUACGGGAACUUCUCGUCGUGUGAUAGUACCAUACGAGCGGACGUGCAAAAUAUGCAGUCGCUGUAUUUUAGGAACAAUCUUAUGAAGGAGAACCAGGGUGGACUUUCGAUACGGGCCGACUCGCGAGGAUCCGCUACGUCACUGCGCGGUUGGAUCCAUAACAAUUUGUUCGUCAAGAAUCGCAACCGGCCGUCGGUGUACGUCGAGGGUCGUCAGUCUUCGCCGUACCAGGAGGUUACGAUCCACAACAACUACAUCACGCAGAACGAUGCCGGCUACCGGGAUGUGGUUGUUCUGCGGCAAGUCGUGUCCAAUUUCAGCUACAAUUACGUGCACAGUAAUAAGGGAGGUCGGAUCAUUGAGGUGUCCGGGUUCGAUCGAGUUCGGCUGCCGAUCUAUCAGACUACGUCGCACAAUGGAUUUUAUGACAAUGUUGCGACGGAUUGGAGUGGACGAGCCACUAUUGUGGCUGGAACUGCCGGACAGCAUUACGUGGACAACAUCUUUGCCAAUCCUGAGAAUGACUACGAAAUGAUAACUGUGAAUCGUUCAAUAUUUGAAUUCCAGUUUUGGAAUAGCACCCUCGACGUUUGGAAGACGAAAAUUGACGCCAAGCACAACUACUGGAGCUACAACGAAACGCUUGCCGUUGGCUCGCGAAUCCGGGAUCGCUUCGACGACCCCCAGCUGCUCGAGGUUCAGUACCUCCCACUUCACAUGAACAACCUUACCGUACUGGACGGAAAGUGUCCCCCAGGAUGGACCCUGCUGAUCGAUACCUGCUACAUGUACGUGGGCGCUCCAAUGAGCUUCCGGGAGGCCCGGGACUUUUGCCGAUCGGACAACGCCUCACUGCCGUUCAUCCACGGAGAUUCGACGCCGUUGUGGCUGUUCCUGGAGCAGCAGUCGCGCUACCUCCGUUCAACGGAGAAGGUUUGGGUGCAGGAUCCGAACUUUAUCGACCGCUGUACGUCGUUCAUUUACCGCAACGUCGAGGUCGAAGACUGCAACGAACGGCAUGCGUUUUUGUGUGAAAUUGAUCCCAAGGUCCAAAUUGACCCCCUGUACUGGCGCGCGGACACUGUCACGUGGGCCAUGGUGAGCGCGCUGCUUCUGGUGUUCCUGCUGCUGCUGCUGAUCUGCGUGUGUUGGGUGUGCAAGUCGCGGUACCGGCAAACGCAACGGCUGCAGCGACGCAACAGCAUCCGGCAGAGUAUGCGCAGCUUGAACAGCAUCGAUCCGCAGGGUUCGAUUCGGAGGAGGAAUUUUGUCGUUUCCCGUUCAACGGACACGCUGAAGUCAGUCACAACCGGUACCACCGACUACAAGAAGAUGCCAUCGAACGGGUCGAUCGAGUCGGUGGACAAGAGCGUGCUCAGUUCGGAGACCAACUACGACGCGUACGACCAACAGCAGCAGCAGCAACAGUCUUACAGCAAUGAAUACGCGGAUCAGCUCAAGAGUCAGCUGGGAUACAGCGAGGGACCAACCUCCAAUGGAGGAACUGAUUAUGUGCAGAAUUCCAACGGAAAUAGUCCAACGAAAACGAAGGUCUACGGCCUGCCGGAUUACAGUUCGCACGGUGGCAGCACGGCGUUCGAGUUGGCGUUUAGGAAUGAAGGAUUCCGGGACAAUUCGACGACGUACUCGGGAGUGACGCGGAACAACUCGAUAAGUACCGCGAUUAACGAGGAUACUCCAAUAAUACAUCACACGGUUGAGAAUGAAGAUGCUGGGUCGGAUUUCUAUGGGAAUUCGAGCACGCUGCCAAUGCGAGUGAGGGGAGACAACCUUUCGUUUUUGAACGAGUUGAAGAAUCGUCUGCCGGAGUACGCACCACUGCCGCCGAGCAACGGCCACAGUAGCUUCCAUCCGGUUCCCAUGGACCAGAGGUCUUCCAGCGGCACCAAUCACAACAACACAUCACAGCUUAGCGCGAGCACACUGCCAUACGAUCAGAAGAUUGAUCGACUCAACUUUAGCGCUCCCCACGAGUACCAGCAGCCGUCAAUUCGAAGACCGGAUCCACCGGUAACGCCCAGCAUCGAUGCGCGCGAAAUCCGACGGCCGGAUUCGUACAUGAGGGCCGUCAAAAAGUACGCCACGCCGGGUCGCGAGCGGGAAAGCAUCGUUCCGCCACCCCGCGUCGACAGCAACGGCAGUCGAAGACCAAAGACCCUGUACGAAGCGGCCAGCGAGGAGCAGCAGCAGCACCAGCAAAAACCCAUCUCACCCCAGAAGCCAAACUAUGCUCGCUCCCGGUCGGAAGCCCUGCUCGAGACCAACUUUGACGAGGCGCUGCCUCCGAUGGCGACGAUGCUGAGCUCGGACAGCCGCAGCUAUUCGCAACCACUCGAGACUGCUAUGUAAGAGAUAAAGUGGACGAAAAUUAGAUUUUUCUAGAAAUAGUCAUGAACAAUUCGAGUAUUUGUAUUGUUACAUCCUAGCGUUAGGGGCAUCGACGAAAUAGAGUAGGAGAGCUUUCCGGGCGAAAGCUCGCCGCGCGCGAGCUUGCACGAAAGCAUCAACGCGUGGUACGUACUGAGCAUGUGCUUUUAAUGUUAGCUCAAACGAUAAAGUUUAACCGGAAACGGGAGUCAAAUCCGUACUAAGUGCAUUAGUUGAACGAAAGUGUCUUACCACUUUACAUUAUAUGUGUACAUAAUUGAAACAACUAGAAAAAUGCAAAAUUAUUAAAGUCUCGUGAUACACUAGAAUAAUAGAAACUUUAACAAUCAAUCAGCUAUCAGUAAGAUUUAUUUACAAAGCAAAACAAAUCAUCGUCACGAUCGAUUUCAGUCAGUGAAGGGAGCGCGGAAAAACAACAGAUCAGAUCAGAGCGUCGUAAACAACACAUUAUGAAGGCGAUAACAGUAACUAUCUAUAGCGCAGAGUAAGGUUUACAAUCGCGCGAAGCAGGUCAAUGAAAUUUACACACAACAGCACAAACAAGACGUCGCGGGACCACGAUCACUAUCGGUGAUCGCGGCCCUAAGCGCGCGCCCCACCCCCCACUGACUCGAGUUGUAAUACAAUACGCAGCGACUAGGCGGUGGAUUAUGUUUGUCUAAACAGAUCGAGCGGUGUUUGGAUUAGGUAUUAUCUGUUAUAGUACACAGCGAUAGUUGUUGAAACGGGGAAGGAUCGUGGUAUUUUCCAUUGCAUUCUUGAUAGCGCGCGGGCUUCGUCAAUCCGAAUGCAAUUCAAUGCUGUGGGAGCCCCCCCUGCAAGAUAAUAUUUUUUCGUAGUCUGUGUUGAAAACUUUUGUACCGUCCAUUUAUUUGUGUAUUUAGUUUUACGAGUCAAAUUUGACGAAUUUUCACGUUGUUCAAGACGAAAAUUUGUGCAAAUUAUUAGGUUUAACAAAAUGUAUUAUUAUUGAAACCGGUUGAACGAGAUGAAAAAUAAACAAGUUGAUGUUA
Culex quinquefasciatus (southern house mosquito) is the source of this 11146-nucleotide messenger RNA. RefSeq names its product protein bark beetle (gene bark). The record is from RefSeq and is a predicted model, not a curated record. The transcript is spliced from 11 exons. NCBI's taxonomy places the organism in Eukaryota, Metazoa, Arthropoda, Insecta, Diptera, Culicidae. Gene Ontology annotation, cellular component: membrane. Bases 594 to 10094 code for a protein of 3166 amino acids.